AAGAAAGCAAUAAACCUUUCUUCAAAUUAUUAUUCUUCUUUUCUAUUUCCAACAUGAUUGGAUUGUUUAUCCUCGAUUCUCAAGCCCUUUUUAAGACUGUAACUCAUCUUGCUACUGAUAUGGUUGCCAAAGAAGUGAUAGACCAACCUAAUGUCAAUCUUGAAUCCCUAAAACAGGUGAUAUUAAAUCUUUUUAAUGCUCCUACUGGCUUAUCUACUACUCCAGGUACAUCUGAUGAGCUCUACAAUGCCACACCACAUGCUCCAACUAGUUUUGUAAAAAAUGAUCUGCCUACUGGUAAUGCAUUAGAUAAUUCUGAGCCUUCGUCUACUUCUUCAUCUGUAUCACUUGUUGAUGUUGCAUAUGAUAUUUUUGAGCCUACAAAUGAGCUUGUUGUCCCAUCCUCGAGUCAUCCUACUUGGGUAAGAAACCCUCCCAGCUGCCUUCGUGAUUAUCAUUGUUUUUCUGCUAUUACUUUUUUACAUGAGCCUCAAUCCUAUCAAGAGGCCUCUUCUAACCCUCUUUGGCAACAAGCUAUAUCUGAUGGUUUUGUGGAGUGUUAUAAGGCACACUUGGUUGCCAAGGGUUUUACACAGGAGUAUGGAAUAGACUAUGAGGAAACAUUUGCUCCAGUUGCUCAUCUCACAUAUGUGCACAAAGAAGAAGUUUAUAUGAAACCACCUCUUAGGCUCAACCAUCCUCCAAAUAAGGUAUGCCAAUUGCGACGCACAUUAUACGUAUUGAAGCAAUCCCCUCGAGCUUGGUAUGCUAAGUUUAGUGCUACUGUGAGUGAGUUUGGUUUUACUUCCAGUCCACAUGAUACAACUCUAUUCAUUUGUGAGACUACUUGGGGUAUGGUUCUUUUACUUCUUUAUGUUGACGACAUGAUUAUUACUGAAGAUGAUGUUGUAGGUGUUGAGGAGUUAAAGCAAUCCCUCAGUCAGAAAUUUGAGAUGAAAGAUCUUGGUGUUUUGAGCUAUUUCCUAGGGCUUGAAGUCACCUCUUCAGUUGAUGGCUACUUGCUUUCUCAAGUAAAGUAUGCCUUCGAUCUUGUUUCUAAAGCUGAACUCAAUGAUGGUAAGAGUGUUUCUACACCUCUUGAACAUAAUGUGAAGCUUACACCUAUGGAUGACUCUCCACUUUCUGAUCUUACUCGUUAUGGGCAAUUGGUUGGUAGUCUGGUUUAUCUUACCAAAACACGCCCUGAUAUAGCAUACGCAGUUCACAUUGUUAGUUAGUUUAUGGCUGCUCCUUGCUCUACUCAUUAUGCAACAGUACUUCGCAUUAUUCGCUAUGAUAAGGGAACAUUAUUUCAUGGACUCCAUUUUUCUACCAACUCUACCCUUGUGCUUCGCGCUGACUCUGAUGCUGAUUGGGCUAGUGAUCUUUUUUAUCAUCAAUCUACCACUGGCUACUGUCUUUUCCUUGGUAAUUCUCUUAUCUCUUGGCGGAGUAAAAACAAGCUAUUCCC
Rubroshorea leprosula is the source of this 1471-nucleotide messenger RNA. Lineage: Eukaryota; Viridiplantae; Streptophyta; Magnoliopsida; Malvales; Dipterocarpaceae. The record is from the annotation of a GenBank genome assembly.